Molecule: messenger RNA, 637 nt
Organism: Vigna umbellata (rice bean)
Lineage: Eukaryota; Viridiplantae; Streptophyta; Magnoliopsida; Fabales; Fabaceae
Source: RefSeq, a predicted model, not a curated record
AUGGAGGGAGAUACUAUAUUUGCAGCAACAACAAAUAUCAGAGAUGAGGGGAUCGAUCUAACCCAAAUCUCUCUUCGACUCAUUAGUCUUGAUGAUCUUGAUUAUGUAAUGGCGUGGACCACAGAUGAAAAAGUAGCCAGAUAUUGCACUUGGGAACCUUACACUAUCAAAGAGGAAGGCAUCAACUUUAAAUUAAAAUAAAGUAAAUAUCUAUGGUUCAGAGCAAUUUGCCUCAACGAUCGUGUAAUUGGGUGUAUUGAUUUGUUCCUAUGUGAGGGGCAGGGUAGGAACAGGCACAAAUCUGCCGAACUUGGCUACGCUUUAGGCUCCAGAUACUGGGGUAAAGGGAUUGCAACACAUGUUGUGAAACAAGUUGUUAAAGCUGCAUUUACAGAGUUUCCACACUUGGAAAGGCUUCAAGCUCUGAUUUUUGUGGAAAAUGUGGGUUCUCAAAGGGUGCUGGACAAGGCUGAUUUUCAAAGGAAGGGCGUUCUCAGGAUGUAUGCCAUCAUUAAAGGAAAACGUAGAGAUCUGGCUAGUUACAGUGUUCUCAACAAUGAUUGUCGUAGUUGAUUUGUUUCAAGCAUGUCUCAACUCCAGUUUUGAGCCACCUUGAAUACGUAAGUGUGUAUCAAAU